Messenger RNA from Rubroshorea leprosula, 1725 nucleotides. NCBI's taxonomy places the organism in Eukaryota, Viridiplantae, Streptophyta, Magnoliopsida, Malvales, Dipterocarpaceae. The record is from the annotation of a GenBank genome assembly.
CUUUGUGCAUUCCCCUGCAGCAUACACAAAUAUGGAUUUCAUAGACUUCUGCCUCUUCUUCCCCACCCUCAUCUUCCUCCGCCUAUGGUGGCGUUACUGGUCUCGCAACGCCUCCCACCGCAAGAACCUGCCUCCUAGUCCGCCAGGUUGGCCACUUGUUGGCAACCUCAUCCAAGUCAUACUACAACGCCGCCAUUUCAUCUUCCUCAUACGUGAUUUACAUAAAAAAUAUGGUCCAAUAUUCACCAUGCAGAUGGGGCAACGCACCAUGAUUAUUAUUACGGACUCUAAACUCAUCCACGAAGCCCUUGUCCAAAGGGGUCCGGAGUUCGCCUCCAGGCCACCGGACUCUCCCAUCCGCCUUGUCUUCAGCAUGGGGAAAUGUGCCAUCAACUCUGCUGAGUACGGCCCACUUUGGCGCACCCUGAGGCGAAACUUUGUAACUGAGCUCAUAAGUCCUAUGAGAGUGAAGCAAUGUAGUUGGAUUCGGAAGUGGGCCAUGGAAAACCACAUGAAAAGGAUCAAAACUGAGUCCGUGGAAAAUGGGUUCGUGGAGGUGAUGAGCAACUGUCGGUUAACCAUAUGCAGCAUCUUAAUCUGUUUGUGCUUCGGAGCCAAGAUUUCCGAAGAACGGAUCAAGCAUAUCGAAAGCAUUCUCAAAGAGGUAAUGCUGAUAACAUCACCCAAGUUACCGGAUUUUUUACCCAUUUUUACUCCAUUAUUUCGCCGCCAAGUGAAGGAGGCAAAAGAACUAAGAAAGAGACAACUCCAGUGUUUGGUUCCAUUGAUAAGGAAUAGAAGAAACUUUGUGGAGAAAGGCGAAAACAAUAAUGGGGAGAUGGUGAGCCCUAUUGGUGCUGCAUAUAUAGACUCGUUAUUCAAGCUCGAGCCAGCAACACGCCAGUUGGGGGAAGAAGAGUACGUGACGUUGUGCUCGGAGGUGAUCAGCGCCGGGACAGACACUAGUGCCACAACCGUGGAAUGGGCUUUGCUUCAUUUGGUUAUGAACCAAGAGAUUCAAGAAAAGUUGUACAAGGAGAUUGUGGAGUGUGUAGGAAAAGGGGGAGAGAUCAAAGAAGAAGACAUCGAGAAAAUGCCGUACCUUGACGCCGUGGUCAAAGAAACUCUCCGGCGACACCCUCCGGGGCAUUUUCUUUUGUCUCAUGCCGCCAUAAAAGAUACAGAGUUAGGUGGAUACAAAAUUCCAGCCGAAGCCUACGUGGAGUUUUACACGGCAUGGGUGACUGAGAAUCCGGAUCUGUGGUCGGAUCCGGGUGAGUUCCGACCCGAGAGGUUUUUGCACGGGGACGGUGUUGGGGUGGACAUAACAGGGACAAGAGCAGUGAAGAUGGUGCCAUUUGGCGCCGGGAGGCGGAUUUGUCCGGCGUGGAGCUUGGGUAUGCUGCAUAUAAAUUUGCUGCUGGCAAGGAUGGUUCAGGCGUUCAAGUGGGUGCCAGUGCCGGAUUCUCCACCCGACCCGACUGAGACGUAUGCUUUCACUGUUGUGAUGAAGAAUCCUCUCAAGGCCCUCAUCCUUCCAAGGGUAAAAUGAAAAAGGGGAAACCCCUAAAGAAAAGGAUAAUUGUGACUAAUCAGGUUAUGCUAAAUUUAUGAACUUUUUAAUUAGGUUAAUUAAUUAAUACAUACUUUACUGCCUUAAGUUAUUUUGGUGGGAUUGUAAUUGUAGAAUCGUAUUUUUUUUUAUAAUAUAUGAUAUUAAUUAAU